Messenger RNA from Trichomycterus rosablanca, 4380 nucleotides. RefSeq names its product UPF0606 protein KIAA1549. The record is from RefSeq and is a predicted model, not a curated record. The transcript has 21 exons. Bases 73 to 4380 code for a protein of 1435 amino acids. NCBI's taxonomy places the organism in Eukaryota, Metazoa, Chordata, Actinopteri, Siluriformes, Trichomycteridae.
GCUGUUUUAAGGGCGGCGCCAGUCAAUUUGCGGCAUCUUACUGGCUGCUGCAAACUCCUUGUCUUUCUACUGAUGCAGAUCUCUACAGCAACUGCAAGCACACCUGCAUCAGAGGAGCUCUCAUCCACUUUAUCAAAACGGGACCUUGAUACCUUUCCAGAAAAGGCGCACUUACAACAAGCUUCCUCAUCCUCAUCACAGCACUCAGAACUCAGGCCCCUAGGUUACCGCUCAUCAGACUCCAAACUUUCUGUCCACCACAGCAAUGCAUCCAGCAUAGCACCCACACCAUCCCUCGGUGCUGACGGUGGAUCAGGUAACCUAGGCGACGGUGCACAUGGCAUUCACCUGCUGCUACGGCCACCUGAUCUUCUCACACCCAGUCAGUUUCCUCCUCUUCAUGGCCACAGCCCACCUACACCAGCCCCUCCCACUCUUCUCACAAACGAGGACCCGGACUCCGCUCAGUCUACAGAAGUCGACUGGGGGUCUGGGGAUUACCUGGAAACCAUGACUUUUAUGGGUUCUGAAGGGGAUCAGCUUUCUCUUGUCACCACCGUUCCAACUCAUGGACAUGACCCAAAUGAAUCUGAUACUGACUCAGAUAACGGGAUUAGCUACAACACUGACUUUCCUUCUCGGCAUGUUCCUACUCUCUCUUCUAGGCAACUCCUUCCCAGUGUAACUGUUGGCUUUGACACUAGCCUAAGGACUCCACACCCCACUGAUCCCCGCCUUCCCCAUAUACCUAACAUCUCCCCAGAUGAUCUGGAUUUCGAUUGGGCAGAACUGUACCCUAUUGAGCCCACUGAGAUGCUGCUUCCAGACAUGAACAGCUUGGAGUACUACAACACCCUGCAGGCUAAAGAGAACGCCAGUGCGGCUCGCAACCAUACACACCUGGCUCCACCGCAUAUUGUUCCUACAGCCACCCACACACCCCUUCCAGGCUCCACACACACACUUGCACCCUCUAUGGGUGUGAGCCCUUCGACGGACCAAGUGGAUGCCCCACAUUUUAUACCCAGCGUUACACCCACCCCAUCACAAAAACCAUCCACACCCCCUGCUCCUGACAAAGCCCCUACUUAUCCAAAGAAGUCUUCUCCUCGCCCAACUUUACACGAUUCUAAAGCAGUCAGUGCCCAACCUGACGUGCCCACAACUCCACAUGUUGUCUCACAGGGUCCAGCCAUUCAGGCUGUAACACUUCAAGCACCUUCACCUCCAAAACUUCAAACAGUGCCUAAAGCUAUUACCACCACUACUGCAACUACAACAACCACAAUUUCUACCAAGCCUCCACCUCCUGCGGCUCCCAGAAGUCCUGUCUCCACAACAUCCCGGCAGUACGUCUGCAACAUCACAAAGCCAGACAUGUACCUGGUCAAAGUGGGCAUGCCAAGUGGGACGUCUGUGGCGUUUGCUAAGACUCAUGUGAGGGAGAUUCUAAGACGAGAGUUCAACCGCUCCAUAGAGCUGCAGGUUCUCAAAGCUCCACCCAAUUUUGUCUUUCGUGCUGUGUCUGGUCCACUGGUAUACACAGCGGUGUCAAUCAUAAACACUCUUCGUCAGUCAGUUCGCAGCACUUCCUCACCCACCAUUCUCACAGUCACUCCCAUUUAUGCAGUACCUGACUACAUCAACCAGGUUCACUCAGUACUGCAGUUUGUGCCAAGUCACGUAGAUGUGCGAGUGUGCAGCUUCAGUGAGCGCGUAGAGAGGGGACUGCUUAUGGCCUACUCAGAAGUCUGCAGGCGAUCCCAGGAAAAUGGAAACUUCAGUGUGCAUAUCUUAAACAUCACCGUCAGUAUGAUGAAAGGCCAGCGGCAGCAGAAGACUCCGGUGGAUAUUACGUUUACUAUCCGCGAUUCUCAUGGCUACCUCAAGGGGUCGGAUGUCAGUGCUCAUCUGAGACAGCUGAAUGUGGUGGAGUUCAGCUUUUACCUGGGAUUCCCUGCUAUUCAGAUAGCAGAGCCUUUCCAUUAUCCUAAACUGAAUGUAACUCACCAUUUACGAUCCUCCUGGGUCAAGACAGUAUUACUGGGCGUGUUAGAUCAGCGUGUGAGUGAACGGACAUUCCAAGCUAAGAUGGAGAGGCGACUGGCUAUGUUGGUUGGGGAGGGGCUAGGGUUAAGCGGUGGUCGACGCUUAAAAAGAGCAACGGCUAUGGGCAACAGUAGUCUGCAGAUUGUGCGAGCUUUACGCUUAGACAGUGCAGAUAACCCUUUAGAGCUGGUAUAUUUUGUGGAGACUGGGUCAGGAGUGAGGCUGCCAGCUCAGACCACUGCUGCUAUGCUGAACAGACUCAACCUACAGAGGGCAGCUAUAAUACUAGGCUAUCGUGUGCAUGGACUACUGGCCACGCCUGUGGAAAAGUUAUCACUGGCUCCCUCUGAGACACAGCCCAGUAACGUGUGGCUGAUUGUUGGAGUGGUGGUGCCCGGACUAGUGGUUCUUCUUAUAAUUAUCAUCCUCUACUGGAAGCUGUGUCGCUCUGAGAAACUGGAAUUUCAACCCGAUGCCAUGAGCACCAUUCAGCAGCGACAGAAGCUCCAGGCUCCAAGCGUAAAAGGCUUUGACUUUGCCAAGCUCCACCUUGGACAGCACAGUAAAGAUGACAUCAUGGUGAUUCAAGAACCUGGUCCUUUACCACCAUCUGUCAAAGAGGCCACACCCUCUGAGGGUGGAGAACUGAACACACCCAAAUCUAAGAGCUCCUCCACCAAAGUAUCACGUGCAGCUCGAAGAAGGAGCAGAUUGACUCCUUCUGAUGGAGACUCACUGGGCAGUGAAGCAUCCAGUGGCAGAGAGUCUGCAGAGGAGAGCACCAGGCCUGCGGUCACACCCAGCGACAGCAAGCCUCAUCACCGCAAGAGCAAACACUCAAAGAACAAACUUGGUGCGACAUCUGGCAGCGGCGCAGAUGAACAGUUAUCCUCCUCCUCCAUAUUUGACCACGUGGACCGUGUGUCUCGAGGUUCAUCAGAUGGAACACGACGAGUUUCCAAUAAAAUUCAGCUAAUUGCCAUGCAGCCUGUGCCAAGCCCACCUCCUCAUUCACAUAAUCAGGCACUAAGCCCCGGUCUCACUGAACAUGUGUCGGAUGGGAGCAAGAUAAACAGUGAGAUUCAGGUUGCUCUGAGGCAUAAGUCAGAGAUCGAACAUCACCGCAAUAAGAUAAGGCAGCGAGCCAAAAGGAAAGGCCACUAUGAGUUCCCAUCUAUGGAGGACAUUAUGGCAGUGUUUGGGGACAGUUCAGAGCAGCAGCGUGUUUACCAGCAAGCUCAAGAGCAAAUACACAAGAUCCUGCAUCCUGAAAUGCAAACAUCGUCCCUGAACGGAGAUCCACAGAGGAGCUCUAGAGGCAAACGUUCUCCCAGACAGCGACAAAGGCAAAAUCUGAGUGGUAAUAGUAGCCUGACUGAUAAGGAUCAUCUCAUCUCUGAUGGUGAUGCCACAUACCGGAAAUACCCAGGAGUCAACAAUGUGGCCUACGUGUCUGAUGCAGAUCAGCUCCCUGAAAUUGGUAGCCCUUCUCCCACAGAUGAGGUAUUUAUCGACCCAGGUUCUCCACCUUCUGGUCCAGCCCCUGCUCCACCCACUUACAUUCCACCCCAACCAACCAUUGAAGAGGCACGCCAGCAAAUGCACUCCUUAUUAGAUGAUGCUUUUGCCCUGGUCUCACCCUCCUCUCAGGGGGUUGGGGUUACAGCAAUUACUGGGAUGGGAGGAGUCAUCCCUGAUCCGCCCUCUAGCCCACCUUCACGUCCUGUGCGCCAGUGGGGCUCCUCAUCUAACCCAGCAGCCCCUGUGCACAGUCCUUUCUCUGCUCGGUAUGCUGAAUUAGGAAUGUCCCCUACAUCUGUGCAAAAUUUACUGCAAAGGCAGGACAUGGGCUCUGGCUAUAUGGCAUCAGCAGAAAUGCAGUCUGAUCCAGGCUACUCCAGUAGGGAACAGUAUGGAGAUGAUGUACCAUCUUCUUCUCGACCGCGACCUGUAGGGGGCAGCACAGGUGCUCAGUUACAUCAGCUGACGCAGGUGGGCUUGUCGAGUCAUAUCGGUGCCUAUCCUGUUGUGGGCCGCAGCGUGUCUGGACCCUCAGGAUCCAGCUGGACCCAAUACCACUCGGAUGAAGAAGUCUCCAGAUCUGCAGAUAAUCGUGAGACUAUCCUGUCGUACCCUGAGUACUCAUCAUCUCCAGUUUUUCAGAUGCCCAGGACAUCUUUGAGAGAUCCUCCCACCCCCACAGCAGGCUACUCCAGCACGGAGGAACCCUCUCCAACUGUACAGACCUCAGCCUCUCUAAUAAAGGCCAUCAGGGAAGAACUGCAGAGACUCUCCCAGAAACAGGUUGCCAUAGCUGGCUACCACAGCUGA